This is a messenger RNA of Rotaria sp. Silwood2, 1053 nucleotides long. The record is from the annotation of a GenBank genome assembly. NCBI's taxonomy places the organism in Eukaryota, Metazoa, Rotifera, Eurotatoria, Philodinida, Philodinidae.
AUGGCUAAAACAAAUGCUGAAAGACAAAAACUUUAUCGUGAAAAUUUAUUAAAAAAUAAAUCAAAGUAUGAUCAAAUGAGAAAAAUAUCUCGUAUACGUGAUAAUAAAAGACGUCAACAUUUAAAUAGUGAUUUACUACAACAGUUACAUAAUCGACAAAAACAAGCAUCAAAAAAAUAUCGUGAUAGAAAAAAACUUGAACGUAUAAAUAAUAAACAAUCAUCAUCAUAUAAAUCUCGUCAGUCAUUUGGUAAAGCAGUCAAACGUGUUCUUCAAUCAUUACCAAAAGAUAUUAAUAGAUGUGUUAGUGUAAUUCAUCAUAUUGCACAAGAAUUUAAUAUUAUUCCAAAAACAACAUCUCAUCAUCAACGUGAACAACGUUCAUUAUCAAUUGAAUUAAAACAAUUAGUUAUGAAUUUUUAUAGUCGGGAUGACAUCAGUUACCAUUUACGUGAAGCACAUCGACUAUUUUUAAGUGAACAUGAUCAUAUAGAUGCUUAUUUAUCAUUAGGAUCAUUUAGUGAUCUUCGACCAUCAAAUGUACUUCUUCAAUCUCAUAUGACACACCGUAGUUGUUUAUGUGUUUACCAUGAAAAUAUAAAUUUAUUGAUAAAACCAUUAUCAAAAUAUAUUCCAUGCCCUGGUUUACAUUCACUACAAGCAUUUUCAUCAACACUUGUUUGUUGCGAGACAAAUGAAAAAUGUAUGUUUAGUCAAUGUUCUUUAUGUGCAAAUAACUUGGAACAUAAAAUAAUAAAUUAUGUUACUAAUUUUACACAAUCAGUUAAUUGGUAUCAAUGGGUUUUAGAAAAUGGAUAUUCUAAAAAGAUUGAAUUUAAUGGCACAAUUGGUGAAUGUAUAGAAGUUUUAAAAUCAAAAGUAAAUCAAUUUUUAGCUCAUGUUUUUAUCAAACGUCAACAAUCGGAAUAUUUUGAAAAAAUGAAAAAAAUUUCAAAUAAUGAAAAUAUUUGUUUACAGAUUGAUUUUAGUGAAAAUUUUCCAUUAGAUAUUCAAGAUUCUGUACAAAAUUCGUAUUACUCGAAAUUGAAUUAA